Molecule: messenger RNA, 693 nt
Organism: Zerene cesonia (dogface butterfly)
Lineage: Eukaryota; Metazoa; Arthropoda; Insecta; Lepidoptera; Pieridae
Product: glyoxylate reductase/hydroxypyruvate reductase-like
Exons: 2
Cellular component (GO): cytosol
Molecular function (GO): glyoxylate reductase (NADPH) activity; hydroxypyruvate reductase [NAD(P)H] activity; hydroxypyruvate reductase (NADH) activity
Source: RefSeq, a predicted model, not a curated record
GGCAUCAGAAUUGGGCACACGCCUGGAGUGUUGACUGAUGCCACAGCUGAAUUAACUCUUGCAUUAUUAUUAUCUACUUCAAGACGUUUACCAGAAGCGCAGCAUGCCGCUAAAACAGGAGGAUGGGCGAACUGGUCCCUAACCUGGAUGACUGGGCCGGGUCUGGCUGGUACCACAGUUGGCAUCGUUGGCUUCGGGAGAAUCGGCCAGGCCGUUGCCAGACGUGUUAAGUCUUUCAGCACAGCCCAAAUACUGUACUUCAAUCGAAGUGAACGACCUGAAGCCAAAGAAAUUGGCGCAGUUAAGGUUACCUUUGACGAACUUCUUGCUAAAAGUGACUUCGUGAUCUGCUGCGUAUCUUUAGAGCCAUCUACAAAGGAGAUGUUUGAUAAAUGCGCUUUUGGCAAGAUGAAGAAAACUGCCAUCUUUGUAAACACGAGUCGCGGCGGUACUGUGGACCAAGAUGCGUUGGUAGAAGCCUUACAAAGUGGCACGAUAAGAGCAGCAGGGUUGGAUGUGACAACUCCCGAGCCCUUACCGCUCGACCACCCAUUGUUUAAGAUGAAGAACUGUGUUGUUCUACCUCAUAUUGGGAGUGCUACCAUCGAGGCAACGAAUACUAUGGCGGAGUUGACAGCAAAGAACAUUCUAGCAGUUUUAAAUGGCAUGGAGAUGCCGGCCGAGUUGAAGUAG